AUGUCCAUGACGGGAAGAUGCCGUGUGUCCCAUCUCUUGGUUCUUCUCAUUUUCAUGUUCAGCAAGGAGAGAAUCGAGGCACAAAGAGCAGGUUGCAAGAGUGUUCACUAUGACCUUGUCUUCCUCUUGGAUGCCUCCUCCAGUGUUGGAAAAGAAGAUUUUGAGAAAGUUCGUCAGUGGGUGUCUAAUUUGGUGGAAACUUUUGAGAUUGGCCCAGACAAAACCCGUGUGGGUGUGGUGCGAUACAGUGAUCAUCCAACCACAGAGUUUGACCUGGGAAAGUACAAAACCUGUGAGGAAAUCAAAGAAGCUGCACGAAAAAUUCAGUAUUAUGGGGGUAACACGAACACUGGAGAUGCUCUCAGGUACAUCACCACCUACAGUUUUUCCAAAGAAGCUGGUGGGAGACUCAGUGACCGAACUGUUAAAAAAGUGGCCAUCCUUUUGACUGAUGGAAGGAGCCAGGAUUUUGUCUUAGAUCCAGCCACUGCAGCACAUCAGGCUGGGAUUAGGAUUUUUGCUGUGGGUGUUGGAGAAGCCUUAAAAGAAGAACUUGAUGAGAUUGCUUCAGAGCCCAAGUCUGCUCAUGUGUUUCAUGUUUCUGAUUACAAUGCCAUUGAUAAAAUUCGGGGGAAGCUGAGAAGACGCCUCUGUGAAAAUGUCCUGUGUCCAAAUGUCCACGUGGAAGGAGAUCGAUUCAAACACACCAGUGGGGGGACUGAUGAGAUUCCAGGAUUUGACCUGAUGGAUUCGUUCAGUGUGAAGCAGAUUUUUGGAAUGAAAGAAAACGGAAUUCAGAGUGCUUAUGUACGACUUGGAAGCUUUCCUGUUGUUCAGAAAACUGAGGAUGUAUUUCCACAAGGUCUGCCUGAUGAAUAUGCCUUUGUAACUACCUUCAAAUUCCGGAAGGCUUCCAGGAAAGAAGACUGGUAUAUUUGGCAGAUUAUCGACAAGUACGGCAUACCACAGGUCUCGAUCCGCCUGGAUGGAGAGAACAAAGCUCUGGAGUACAACGCCGUGGGGCUCACCAAGGACGCCGUCAGGGUGGUCUUCAGAAACACACGAGUCAGUGACCUGUUCGACCGCAACUGGCACAAAAUUGCCCUCAGCAUCCAGUCGAAGGCUGUCUCGCUUUACAUAGACUGCAAACUGGUGCAGGUGCUGCCUAUUGAAGACAGGGAAAACAUUGACAUUCAAGGAAAGACUGUGAUUGGCAAACGCUUGUAUGACAGUGUCCCCAUUGAUUUUGAUCUUCAGCGGAUGGUUAUUUACUGUGAUUCCCGGCAUGCUGAGCUGGAGACGUGCUGCGACAUUCCCUCUGGACCGUGCCAGGUCACGGUCCUGACGGAAGCACCUCCCCUGGAAGUGAGGCCCACUGUUGGCAGUGAGCAAGUUGGCCACCUCAAGACAUUCAACUGCUCCUGUCUUGCUGGACAGAAGGGGGAGAGGGGUCUAAUUGGCCCUGAAGGUCCUAAAGGUCAAAAGGGAGAAAGAGGCAGUCCAGGGUUUCCAGGACUCAGAGGAGAAAAAGGAGAGUCGGGCAAAGCCUAUGGCAUAGGAGAAAAAGGAGAAAAGGGCUCCCUGGGCUCACCUGGCCCCCCUGGGAGGGAUGGAGCAAAAGGAGAAGCCGGUGAACCAGGAAGGCCAGGAACAUUUGGACUGCCUGGGCCAGCAGGUCCAAAGGGAUCCGAGGGAAAACAGGGUCCUCCUGGAAUUAAAGGCUAUGUAGGUGCACCGGGUCUACAAGGAGAAAGAGGAGAAAAGGGAACACGAGGAGACAAGGGAGAGAGAGGCCUGGAUGGGUUCCCUGGAAAGCCGGGUGUGGAGGGGAGACAGGGCCCUGCUGGCAGCCCCGGCCCUCCAGGUGCUAGUGGGACCAAAGGAGAAAAGGGUGAACCAGGACCUCCAGGAUUGCCUGGCACUUCAGUGCAUAUUGAAGGCCUAAAAGGAGAGGAAGGAAAGCCUGGGCCACGAGGACCACAAGGCCAACCUGGACUUCCUGGACCUCCAGGAGAGCCUGGUCUAGAAGGCAAGCCUGGAGUUCCUGGUUUACCAGGUCAAAGGGGUAAAAAGGGAGAACCAGGAUUCCCAGGAAUCAAUGGUCUGAUCGGUCCUCAGGGACCUCCAGGGCCCCCUGGCAGCGCUGGACCCCCUGGACCACCUGGAGCACCGGGACUGCCAGGAGAGAUUGGUGUUUCUGGUAAAACGGGACCACCGGGACCACCUGGGUUGCCUGGCAAAGAUGGACUCAAUGGGCUUCCUGGGCUUCCAGGCCAAAAGGGAGAACAGGGGGAAAAGGGUGAGGAAGGCUUUCCUGGAAAAGCUGGCCCUAAGGGUGAACCAGGGAGCCGUGGCCAGCCUGGCGAGCAGGGCGAAGCAGGUUUUCCAGGUCGUCAGGGUUUACCUGGACUGAGAGGAGAAAAAGGAGACCAGGGAGAAAAAGGAAGAGAUGGUUUCCCUGGAAUGAAAGGUGAAAGGGGAGAAAAGGGUGACACGGGCUCCCCUGGACCACCAGGCUUACCUGGAACAACAGCCUUCUUCACCCCACACCCCAGGAUUCCUGGUGAACCUGGACCAAAAGGGGAGAAAGGAGAUCGAGGAACCAGUGGAGAACCUGGAUUACCUGGGGUCCCAGGAAAACAAGGUGCCCCAGGACCUGCAGGAGUCCAGGGUGCAAAGGGGGAAAAAGGAGCCCGAGGAGAAGCUGGAGCCCCCGGAGAGACUGGUGUGAGUGGACCAGCAGGGCCCCCAGGCCCAAGAGGCUUGCCAGGAAAUGUGGGUGUUCCUGGAGGCCCUGGACUGCCAGGGAAGGCAGGAGAAAAAGGGGAAAGGGGUGAUCCUGGAAAAGAAGGAAAAGUGGGCUUUCCUGGGCCACCUGGUGUGCCAGGGCCUGCUGGAGAGCCAGGUUUGCCUGGGAAGGGUAAAGAUGGAGCACCGGGGGAAAGAGGACCACCAGGCUUGCCAGGACCCUUUGGACAUAAGGGUGAAAGGGGAGCUCCUGGCCUACCUGGACAGCCAGGAGACAGAGGUGUGCCAGGAAUUGGCCUGGCUGGACCUCCUGGCCCUGCAGGACCCCCAGGAGACAAAGGGUCACUGGGUCCCCGUGGUGUUCCUGGUAUCCCUGGACCACAGGGGCCUCCUGGGCAGGAUGGUCUACCUGGAAGUCCAGGGGAAAGAGGACCUCCUGGAAAACCUGGUUCCCCACCCCUGCUCUCUCCAGAGGACAUAAAUCUCCUAGUAAAGGAUGUGUGCAGUGAAUGCCCUCCUGGCCCACCAGGACUGCCAGGCAUCCCAGGUUUCAAAGGUGAUAAAGGUCUCCGAGGACCACCAGGCAGAGAUGGCCAGGAUGGGAAAAUGGGUGUUGCUGGUCCCAGAGGUCCUGCAGGCCCACCAGGGCUUGAUGGCCCAAAGGGUGCUAAAGGAGAUCGUGGUAUGACUGGGGAUGUAGGAGAAAAAGGUGAACAGGGCCACCCUGGAAUGCCUGGCUUCUCAGGGGCUCCUGGAAACCCUGGUCCACCUGGAUCAGAUGGGGCACCAGGACCAAUAGGACCAGUGGGAAACCCAGGAGACAUAGGAAAGCCUGGAGAACCAGGGCUCCCAGGCCAGGAGGGUGCCAGAGGGUUACCGGGUUUCAAAGGACAAAGAGGAGAUAUGGGUCCCCCAGGUCCCCGGGGGGAGCCAGGUGUGAUGGGUCCUGCUGGUCGUGAGGGGCCACCAGGGAAGGAUGGUGAUCCUGGUCCCAUAGGACCACAGGGCCCUCGAGGACUCCGAGGGCAGCCGGGCAAGAAUGGAUUGCCUGGAUCUGCAGGAGAACCUGGCCCGGCAGGUAUCCCAGGUCCCAAAGGAAAUAAAGGAGAAACAGGCAGCCCAGGACUCCCUGGCUUCAUAGGACCCCGAGGACCACCUGGAGAACCAGGAGAGAAGGGUCCUCCUGGAAAAGAGGGUGCACCAGGGAAACAUGGUGAAAUUGGCUCCAAAGGAGAGAGGGGUGAGCCUGGAAUCAAAGGUGAAAAAGGCCCUCAAGGAGAAAAAGGCCCUCCGGGUGAUCCUGGGAUACCUGGUCACAAGGGCCAUCCAGGACUGAUGGGUCCCCAUGGACCCCCAGGAGACACUGGGCAAGUUGGACCUCCUGGUCCUCCAGGACAGCCAGGAUUUCCUGGACCGAGGGGGGAACCCCCAUCUCUAGAGACUUUGAGAAGGCUCAUCCAAGAGGAGUUAUCCAAGCAGCUAGAUGCAAAGUUAACCUAUCUCCUGGCUCAGAUACAGCCUGCACAGGUAAAAGCAUCCCAUGGCAGACCAGGACCUCCUGGUCCCCCUGGGAAGGAAGGACUCCCAGGAAGAACUGGCCCUCCCGGAGAGCCUGGCCGACCUGGACAGACUGGGUCUGAAGGGCCACCUGGACCAAUUGGUCCCAAAGGAGAAAGAGGAGCAAAGGGGGAUAAAGGAGACACUGGCAUUGGCCAACGAGGGGAAAUAGGUCCUCCAGGAAUUCCAGGCCUCCCAGGGGAGCCUGGUUAUGCCAAAGACGGGAUGCCAGGACCACCUGGCCCUCAAGGGGAAGCUGGUGUGCCCGGUCCCGCGGGAGCACAGGGGCCUCCGGGAGCCAAUGGACAGUGUGACCCCUCUCAGUGUGCUUACUAUGCAAGCCUGGCUGCCCGACCCAGCAAUGUCAAAGGGCCCUAGCACACAGGGAGCACCUGCAGACUUGUUUCUAAAACUUGAAUUCAUCACACCUGCCAAGAGCUCUCAGAUGUCUUCAACUGUGUUUCUUUUGUGGGAGGCCUUCUAAAGCCAACAAAUGCUGCCGGUCGGUCAGAUUAUUUUUAUGAAUUAUUAUUAUUAUUAUCUUUGAUGUGAUAUGUGAACUUAUUUUUUUUUUCUCCAACAUCAGGGCAUAUUAAAACAUUACAAAUAAGUGGUUUUUUUCCUCUUUUCAAGAGCAUAUAAUAUCAAUGCAUUGUGUAGCUGUUUACGCAAAACCAUUCCAAUGCCAAAUUUUUUCUCUGUUAUUUGAUUAAUUAUUUCCAAAGCU
Molecule: messenger RNA, 5032 nt
Organism: Lepidothrix coronata (blue-crowned manakin)
Lineage: Eukaryota; Metazoa; Chordata; Aves; Passeriformes; Pipridae
Gene: COL22A1
Product: collagen type XXII alpha 1 chain
Exons: 61
Coding region: 1-4683 (1560 amino acids)
Source: RefSeq, a predicted model, not a curated record